This is a messenger RNA of Exophiala spinifera, 1119 nucleotides long. RefSeq lists its product as uncharacterized. The record is from RefSeq and is a predicted model, not a curated record. Bases 1 to 1119 code for a protein of 372 amino acids. The transcript has a single exon. NCBI's taxonomy places the organism in Eukaryota, Fungi, Ascomycota, Eurotiomycetes, Chaetothyriales, Herpotrichiellaceae. Gene Ontology annotation, molecular function: oxidoreductase activity.
AUGUCAAGCGUCAUCGUCCAGCCCAUCAAUGCCUCCGACCCGGGUCUAGGAGCAUUGGUCCAAAACAUCGACCCAGCACACAUGUCCGAGGAAGACUUUACCGUCCUCCACAACGCCCUCUAUACGCACAACGUCCUCUGUAUCAAAUCGCAAGGCAAACUGACCCCCAAAGACCAAGCCGAAUUGACUCGCCGCUUCGAUCCGGCGGCCUUGUCAUACGGACAUGGCAGGACCAUAGACGCCAAACGUUCCGUCCUCCAUCCCGACCUCAAAACCAUCCCUCACCAGCCCGAGGUCCAGGUCAUCGGCAACGGCUUCGUGCCUGAGUACGAGGGCCUGAAGAACAUCACACUGCGACAUCCCCACCAUCGAACCUUCCACAAGACCGUGAUCCCGAACGCACAGGAUCUAGACUAUACCCGCUUCUACCGAUGGCAUAUUGACGCCGCGCUUUACGGCCAACUCAACCCGCCGCUCGUUACAUCCCUGCUGGCCGUCAAGGUGCCCGGCGGCAGGAGACAGACGGUCCUGUAUGACGACGGGACCGACGAUGUCCUCGAUGUCCCCCUCGGCACCACCGCCUUCGUGUCCGGGUACAAGAUGUUCGACAACCUGACUCUCGAGCAAAAAGACUUUGCCCUGACGUCCAAAGUCGAGUACGCACCUCAUCCGUACGUCUGGAUCUCGACUACCAAGUCCCGUUCGGACGGCCUCGGGAUGGUCUCCGAAGGCAAGGAAGUCCCCAUCGACGAGUUGCCUCCCAUCGAGAAUGAGACCGAUACCCAGAUCCUUCCCAUGGUGUGGAAGAACCCCGUCACGGGCCGGUUCGCUUUACAGAUCCACCCUUCCGUGGUGCGCAAGAUCCAUCUGAAAGACGGCACCGUGAUCGACGACCUGGCAAAGGUUCGCGAGAUAGUGCACAGCAUGCAACGGCCCGCGAUCGCUCCCAAGUACGUCUACGCGCAUGACUGGGAAGAGGGUGACCUAGUCUUGUUCAACAACCAUGGGGUCUUGCACACUGUCGUCGGGGCAUUUGCAGAGGACGAGGUCCGAUUGUUCCGCCAGUGUAACUUGGCCGCGAGUCGCCCUCCUCUAGGACCCAUCAUAUCGUCAUCGUAA